Messenger RNA from Aspergillus caelatus, 1993 nucleotides. RefSeq names its product putative serine/threonine protein kinase. Gene Ontology annotation, biological process: mitotic G2 DNA damage checkpoint signaling; protein phosphorylation. The transcript is spliced from 2 exons. The record is from RefSeq and is a predicted model, not a curated record. Lineage: Eukaryota; Fungi; Ascomycota; Eurotiomycetes; Eurotiales; Aspergillaceae. The coding region runs from base 168 to 1769 and encodes 533 amino acids. Gene Ontology annotation, molecular function: protein kinase activity; ATP binding. Gene Ontology annotation, cellular component: nucleus; cytoplasm; site of double-strand break.
GGCAACUCGCGUGCCGCGUUCCUCAGCCAUCUUGGCCCUUGCCUAUCUUCAUCAUUCCAGGAUAAUGGAUCUAAACCUGGCUUUUGUAUGACAAGGAUCUUUCUGUCUUUCUACUCUACUCAGUCCACUGAUCUAUUACGGCCAGGCUCAUAGAGGGCCACCUCAAGAUGCACCACUCCCAACUCGCCCCAUUGCCAAACGAUUUGCCCUUUCGUAUUGUCUCCAAGACAAUCGGCCAGGGUGCCUACGCGUGCAUCAAAAAGGCAUGCCCGUCGCACACGGAUAAUCCGGUCUUCGCCGUGAAAUUCAUCCAUAAAGAAUACGCAGCGCGACAUGGCAAGAUCAGUCCACGGCAAUUGCAAAUGGAAGCGACGGUGCACAAACACAUCGGCGAUCAUAAUAAUAUAAUAUCAUUCUUCCAAACCGGAGAGGAUGGGGUAUGGAGGUGGAUCGCUAUGGAACUGGCCGAGGGAGGCGAUCUUUUUGAUAAGAUCGAGGCUGAUGAAGGUGUGGGGGAGGAUAUUGCUCAUGUAUAUUUCUCACAACUUGUCAGUGCAGUAGGAUAUAUGCACUCGAAAGGCGUGGGCCAUCGCGAUAUCAAACCGGAAAACAUGCUCUUGACGGCAGAUGGGAAUUUGAAAAUCGCAGACUUUGGCCUGGCAACUUUGUUCGAGUAUAAAGGGGUGACAAAGCUUUCCACCACUUUCUGUGGCAGUCCGCCUUAUAUUGCACCGGAGGUCAUUACUUGCAGCAAUAAAAACAACACGAAAGGGAUAGGCUACCAACCGGAUCUGGUCGACAUUUGGUCAUGCGGAAUUGUCCUUUUCGUUCUCCUGGCCGGCAAUACACCCUGGGAUAGCCCAACAGAAAAUAGCUACGAGUUCCACGAAUAUGUCACAACCAACGCACGGACAAGUGAUGAACUCUGGCAACAAUUACCAGUCGCGACCUUAUCAUUACUACGGGGUAUGCUAAAUAUCGACCCAGCCAGCCGCUUCUCUUUGGAAGAUGUUCGGAGGCACCCCUGGUAUACACGGCAGAAUAGGUUUUUAUCACCGGAUGGCAGGCUCAGAGACCCAAUAAAUAUGGCCACAACGAUGUUCGAGUCUCUUCAUAUAGACUUCUCGCAGGAUCCCCUCGCUCGGCGAGCAAAUAGUGGCGUUGAUCCUUGCCGAAUGGACAUGGACAUAGGAGAUCUGGACAACGACUUCAGGAUCUCGUCGACGCAACCUGAGAUGCCAAGAGGCCACAUGCUAGUUGAUUGGGAUACGCCUCACUUAACUGACGUCUUUUCAUCCACUCAAUCGAUGGGGCAACCUCUCUCGGUGGACGAUACCUAUGUAGCUGACACGCUUGAGGAUGAGCCAUCUAUGUCACAGUUUUCUCCUCAUCCCUCUGUGCCUCUCAGCCGAACACAGAAGGCACAACAAUUCCGUGAUAUAGUACCGUCCAGGCCUUUGACUCGCUUUUACUCCACGUGGGAACUGAAAAUCCUUGUACCCCUCAUCUGUGAGGCUCUGCAUCGCCUGGGGGUGCCCGUGCCCUCGGUACCCGCGGUUUCUGCCGGUGAUGCGUCAGCAAUGAUAAGAAUUGUCACCAGGGAUGGCCGAAUGUGCACGCUCCAGGGUAAGGUCAUCAUCGAAUGCGUGUCAGAGGGUCUAUUUGAGAUUGAAUUUAUGAAAGUGAAAGGUGACCCGCUUGAAUGGCGACGUUUCUUUAAAAGAGUUGCUGUUCUUUGCAAAGACGCUGUCUACAAGCCUGAGGGCUAAUCGGUGGUGCUUUUUAUCUGGCCCUUAAAGUUUCUUCCGGGCUCAGUGCAAUCCUUCGCUUUUUUCAUUUGGGACUUGAUAAAGGGUCACCUUCUGUAUGACUAAUAUGAUUUAUGAUGGAUUGGAUAAAAGAUACCAAUUGGAAUUAAGAGCGUGGGUAUGCUCUCAAAUAACCGAGGUGGCCAAGCAGAGCCUUGUCAUGAAAAUAAAUUUAUAGCCGCAGA